Messenger RNA from Lactuca virosa, 986 nucleotides. NCBI's taxonomy places the organism in Eukaryota, Viridiplantae, Streptophyta, Magnoliopsida, Asterales, Asteraceae. The record is from the annotation of a GenBank genome assembly.
AUGGUGUCUUCGCAUAUCCUCCCUCCGUUAUCUUCCCUCCACUACCCGAAAUUCACUUUCAAUUCCACCAGUUCAUCACACACGCUAGCUUUCAACAAUACCUGUUAUAAACCCAUCAUAAAACCCCCCAAAUUUCUAGGCUUUAGUAACCCUCCAAACCAUAGAACUCACUUUCGCAAGCUAACUUGCCAUGGAAUUAAAGACCCGGCUAAGGAAUUGAAGGUGGGUUUGGAUUUAGACGGUGGAGGUGGCGGUGGUGGUGGAGACGGCGGAGGAGACGGAGGAGAUGAGAAUGAAGAGAAGAAAGUUUCUAUUGCGUUUCGAUCGUUUAUAGCUGAGCCCAGAUUCAUUCCUUCAUUAUCUAUGUAUCCCACAUUUGAUGUAGGAGAUAGAAUCGUCGCUGAAAAGGUUAGUUACUAUUUUAGAAAGCCAUGCCCAAAUGAUAUUGUCAUCUUUAAAAGCCCUCCAGUCCUUCAAGAGGUUGGAUAUACGGAUAAUGAUGUGUUCAUUAAACGAGUUGUUGCAAAGGCAGGAGAUUUGGUUGAGGUACACAAUGGGAAGCUAAUAGUAAACGGGGUACCCAGAAAUGAAGACUUCACUCUUGAAGCACCCAAAUAUGAAAUGAAUCAAAUUCGUGUACCAGAGAAUUAUGUUUUUGUGAUGGGUGACAAUCGUAAUAACAGCUAUGAUUCACAUGUGUGGGGACCCCUACCUUCAAAAAACAUAAUUGGGAGAUCAGUAUUGCGGUAUUGGCCGCCAGCGAGGAUAGGCGGCACAAUCCUACCUGGCGGCUGUGCCACUGACAAGCCGGAAAACAUCAUCAGCACUACUAGUUUACAACCACCUCAACAAGAUUCUUCCACUUCUUUAGCAUCUCAAUAGGCAUUUCAUGGUGACUUUUGAUUCUCAACAGCUUCUUCAUCAUGUUUAUUUGCUACAAAUUCGACUAUUUGUUAAAUGUUAAUAUCAUUUUCCUUCAAUCUGAG